Molecule: messenger RNA, 1420 nt
Organism: Rosa chinensis
Lineage: Eukaryota; Viridiplantae; Streptophyta; Magnoliopsida; Rosales; Rosaceae
Product: probable cinnamyl alcohol dehydrogenase 1
Exons: 6
Coding region: 101-1183 (360 amino acids)
Molecular function (GO): zinc ion binding; oxidoreductase activity, acting on the CH-OH group of donors, NAD or NADP as acceptor
Source: RefSeq, a predicted model, not a curated record
AGACGUCUCACAACUGACACCUUAUAUCUCCCUUAUCUGAGCUUUCUUUGUCUUCUUUUUACUACUUCGAUCUGUCCAAUUUGCUCGCAACUGAAAGAAAAUGAGCUCCGAAAUUAGUGCAGCAAAUGGAAAUGGGAACUGCUUGGGAUGGGCCGCAAGAGAUGCUUCCGGAGUGUUAUCGCCUUAUAAAUUUAAUCGAAGGAAUGUUCAAGCCGACGAUGUUUCCAUAAAGAUCACACAUUGUGGAGUUUGCUAUGCUGAGGUCGUUUGGCCAAGGAACAAACAUGGAGAUGCAACCUAUCCUAUGGUGCCUGGACAUGAGAUUGUUGGCAUUGUGCAAGAGGUUGGUCCAAAUGUUCAUCGCUUCAAAGUUGGAGACCAUGUUGGGGUUGGAACUUAUACCAACUCAUGUAGAGAUUGCGAGUAUUGUAACGAUGGCCAAGAAGUUUACUGUGAUAAGGGAGCAGUAUUUACUUAUAACCGUUUUGAUUACAAUGGCACCAUCACCCAUGGAGGGUUCUCCACUUUCACUGUUGUCCACGAAAGGUACUGCUUCAAAAUACCAGAGGACGACUAUCCAUUGGCUUCAGCAGCCCCACUGCUUUGUGCUGGCAUUACUGUUUACGCUCCCAUGAUGGACCAUAAGAUGAACCAACCUGGGAAAUCCCUAGGCGUGAUCGGCCUUGGUGGUCUUGGUCACAUGGCUGUGAAAUUCGGCAAGGCUUUGGGACUCCAGGUAACUGUUUUCAGCACAAGCAUGUCAAAGAAAGACGAAGCUCUGACUCUGCUUGGAGCAGACAAUUUCGUCAUAUCAUCCAACCGAGACCAAAUGAAGGCACUAGCUAAAUCACUUGACUUUAUCAUUGACACAGCAUCUGGUGAUCACCCAUUCGACGAGUACAUGUCACUACUGAAGACUGCUGGUGUUCUAGUCCUCGUGGGUGCCCCAAGUGAAAUCAAAUUGAGCCCUAUAAGCCUUAUUAUGGGUAAGAGAUCAAUUACCGGUAGCGCAACAGGUGGUACAAAACAGAUUCAAGAAAUGAUAAACUUUUGUGCCGCUCACAAGAUAUACCCAAACAUAGAAGUUGUUCCAAUUCAGUAUGUGAAUGAAGCUAUUGAGAGGCUCAUAAACAAGGAUGUCAAGUAUCGCUUUGUGGUAGAUAUUGAAAACUCCCUGAAAUGAAGACGGUAACUGGACAAGUUAUUGCAAUAACUUAUGGGCGUAAAAAUAUCAGAUCGAUCUUUAAACUUGAUGUAAUAGGGAUUUAGUGAUCUUUCAUUUUGAUACGAAUCAGGAAGUGGGUGUCCUACUCAUAUGAGUUAUAUAGAACUUUUAAGGACUGAAUGUUUCUGAUUUGAAUAAGGAAGUGGCUGCCUCUGCUAUAACUUUGAAAGGAUUAAAUCAAAAUAAAAUAUUUGA